This is a messenger RNA of Cryptomeria japonica (Japanese cedar), 2136 nucleotides long. RefSeq lists its product as uncharacterized. NCBI's taxonomy places the organism in Eukaryota, Viridiplantae, Streptophyta, Pinopsida, Cupressales, Cupressaceae. The coding region runs from base 181 to 891 and encodes 236 amino acids. The record is from RefSeq and is a predicted model, not a curated record. The transcript has 2 exons.
UAUCUCCUGCCUGAAGAACUGAUAAUUGACUGGAAUUCAUCUUGUACUAUGAACAUAACAUGUUCUCAUGUAAUACUGAUUCUUAAUUGUGUUUUGUAUAUAGGCAAUCAUUUGGGGAAUGCAUCCAGAUUCUAUUUUGGUGGUUUGUUGUUAUAGCAGCAUAUGAGGCGAUGAAACCAAAUGACAUCAAUUACGUGUAGAAAAAUAUUGUCUUAUUUGGCAAGUAUAGCUAGCAUAAUAAUGGCCCCCAAGAAGAACAGUACCCCCAAGAAGAACAGAACUAAAAACAGGAGGAAAAGAUAUGCAACACAGGAUAGCACUCACUCUCCCAAAGCUACAAAAGUUGAUGGAUCAUAUCAUAUGAAAUUUACUAAUUUCAAAGAAAGUUAUCCUUCAAUAGAGGUCAUGAUCACCAAAUUACCCAGAAAACCAGUAUCAUCAGGCAAGGACUUACAAGUGCCCAUUAAAAGCCCUAGCAGCGAAGCCCUACGGAAAAAGGGAAAUGAAAUUUAUUCACAAGUGUCCAAUGGAUUUUAUGGACCUUGCCUUCUGAGGCACAAAUUGGGGAAAGCCCAUGAAUUAUAUGAAGCAGCCCUUGAUGCUGCAAGCUUGAAUGAUGAAAGUGAAAAAGCUUCAUGCUAUAAAAAUUUGGGUGCAGUGAAUUUGAUAUGGGGAAAAGUAGAAUGGAAGAUCUACAUAGAAGAACAAGAGGGGACUGAAGCUUUAAAAGCCAUAUGGACUGCCAAACGUCAUAUAUCAACGUCUCUUGAAUUUUAUUUAUUGGCCAUUGAAUUUGGAGAACUCCAUGAUACCAAACCAGACACAUGGUUAAAGCAGGCAGAAGAUAGUGUCACGCAAAUCUUGGAGUGGGUAAGGGCCCAUACUGGUUGAGCUAUGUACACUAAUAGACAAUGUGGAGUCCAGCAGCUGUCAAAGGAAAAAGAGAUUAGGAACUGUUCUUUAUAACAUGCAUUCUGAGUUCAUUUUCAAGCAGGGCAUCAAAUGCAUUUGCAGGGAAGGAGAUGGAGGAAUAGAAACUGAACAGACUGGUUACCGACAAUGUCUGAAUGCAAUGAGGGAUUGUUAUCUACCACUAAGUAAAGCAGAAGCCAUUGUCUACACUACAAAAGACGAGGGUUUGAUAAAAGAAUUUGAUAGUAUGAAAGAGCAAGUUCUAUUGUAUCAGUACAUCUGUGAAUCGGUACAAGCUCGUUUUCAGGGUGAUGACUUACUUAUGAAAGCUUUAAUUGAUGAAGAAGUAAUCUGCAUGGAGCUUGUGUGGGAUGCGAUCGACUGGUACAGGCAAUCCAUUUUACUGAGCAGAUAGAAAGACCUAGAGAAUGAAGCCAUGGCACUAAGCCGAAUUGGGAAAGUAUACUCAUCUAUCUUGAAAAACAAAAAGGGGGCACAUCGUUACCAUUUUGAGUGCACCAAAAUCGCCCUUGCCAUCAUGAAUCCGCGUAUAGCAAACUCUGAAUGGAAUAAAUACUCAUCAAUGGAGGUCCAAAAGCACCAGAAAGAAAUUGUGGAUGAAGAGAAAAGAGAGCACGACAAGAAGUAUGAGCUUGAUGCAGAUAGGCUUCAUGAAACAAUUAAUGUGAUCAAGGAGGAAGGGGUCAGGAGUUCGGAGUCUUUCCUGAAGUUCAUUUAUAGUGUGCACACUCAUCCAGAUCCGAAGAAGGGAUUAUUGGGUAGCAUCGCUUCUACUGAAAAAGUUAGAGUAGCUCUCAGAAAAGCCAUAGUUUCAUACCACCCUGAUAACAACGUCCAGUAUGGUAGGGAUUGGCAGGUUCUGUGCGAAGAGAUUACAAAAAUCUUGAAUUGUAAAUAUGAAAUCCACAAGAAAGCAUGACCUUGGAUUUUGAUGUCGUUAGGAAACGCUAACAGAUUAUCAUUACAAGUGCAGAUUUUGAUAUCAUUUAGAAAUGCUAAAAUAUUUUGAAAGGUAAAACAUUAAACCUAUAUGUUAAGAAAAUAUCAUCAGCGAUUUUUAUCUGAUUAUGCUACGCAGUGGACUUAUUCUGAUUCCUCUGUACUCUUAGGAGGAAGAGAACAGUUGAACUCAAUUUUUUGGUGUAAAAGCGUGUUGCUAUGUUUGACUUGAUAUAUUUGUAAGUAUACAAAGCUAUUUUGAUA